GCACAGGCUGGGAGCCGGGAAGGGGGCGCGCAGCGGCGGCGAUUCUUAUUGCCCGCAACUGUCAGUGCCGCUCCCGCGGGAGGGGUCUUGCGUCGGCAGCUGUAGUAGCUCCUAGGGCGGCCGGCGGGUGGGGAGGCCGCCGGGGUUGGUGGUGCCGCUCCGCUCCCCCUGAUAUCCCCUCCGGUUCCUUCCCGGGGUGAGCGGCCCCGGCCGCCUCGCCAAGCCCUGCGCGCAUCGCCGCAGCCUGCAGCACCCGAGCGAAUGUAUGACAAUAUGUCCACAAUGGUGUAUCUAAAGGAAGAGAAGUUGGAGAAGCUUACUCAAGAUGAAAUAAUUUCUAAAACUAAGCAGGUGAUUCAGGGACUAGAGGCACUGAAGAAUGAACACAAUUCCAUAUUGCAGAGCUUACUUGAGACACUGAAAUGUUUGAAGAAAGAUGAUGAAACUAAUCUGGUGGAAGAAAAAUCAAACAUGAUUCGAAAGUCGCUGGAAAUGUUGGAACUUGGACUUAGUGAAGCACAGGUAAUGAUGGCCUUGUCAAAUCACUUAAAUGCAGUGGAAUCAGAAAAGCAGAAAUUGCGUGCUCAGGUUCGCCGGCUAUGCCAGGAAAAUCAGUGGUUGCGUGAUGAACUAGCCAGUACUCAACAGAAAUUACAGAAGAGUGAACAGUCUGUGGCUCAGCUGGAAGAAGAAAAGAAACACUUGGAAUUCAUGAAUCAGUUAAAAAAAUAUGAUGAUGAUAUUUCUCCAUCAGAAGACAAAGACACAGAUUCUACCAAAGAACCUCUGGAUGACCUUUUCCCCAAUGAUGAAGAUGACCCAGGGCAAGGAAUCCAACAGCAGCAUAGCAGUGCAGCAGCGGCUGCACAACAAGGGGGCUAUGAAAUUCCAGCAAGAUUAAGGACUCUUCAUAAUCUGGUUAUCCAGUAUGCUUCCCAAGGUAGAUAUGAGGUUGCUGUACCCCUGUGUAAACAAGCACUUGAAGAUCUGGAGAAGACUUCGGGUCAUGAUCAUCCUGAUGUUGCCACUAUGCUAAACAUACUUGCUUUGGUGUACAGGGACCAGAACAAAUACAAAGAUGCAGCAAACCUCUUGAAUGAUGCCUUGGCUAUUCGUGAAAAGACUUUGGGCAAAGAUCAUCCAGCGGUGGCAGCUACUCUAAACAAUCUUGCAGUGCUUUAUGGUAAACGAGGAAAGUACAAGGAGGCAGAACCUUUGUGUAAGAGAGCUUUGGAGAUCAGAGAAAAGGUCCUGGGGAAGGAUCACCCAGAUGUUGCCAAACAGUUAAAUAACCUGGCCUUACUGUGUCAGAAUCAGGGUAAAUAUGAAGAGGUGGAGUACUACUAUCAAAGGGCACUUGAGAUCUACCAAACUAAACUAGGACUGGAUGACCCAAAUGUAGCAAAAACAAAGAAUAAUCUGGCAUCCUGCUAUCUGAAACAGGGAAAAUUUAAGCAAGCAGAAACUUUAUACAAAGAGAUUCUUACUCGUGCACAUGAAAAGGAAUUUGGCUCUGUAGAUGAUGAAAAUAAACCCAUCUGGAUGCAUGCUGAGGAGAGAGAAGAAUGCAAAGGAAAGCAAAAAGAUGGCUCGUCCUUUGGAGAGUAUGGUGGUUGGUACAAAGCUUGCAAAGUUGAUAGUCCAACAGUAACAACUACCUUAAAGAAUCUUGGAGCACUUUACAAACGUCAAGGCAAGUUUGAAGCUGCUGAAACAUUAGAAGAGGCAGCAGUGAGAUCUCGUAAGCAGGGUCUUGACAAUGUUCACAAACAGAGAGUUGCUGAAGUGCUAAAUGACCCCGAGAGCAUAGAAAAAAGGCGAAGCCGAGAAAGCCUCAAUGUAGAUGUGGUAAAGUACGAAAGUGGCCCUGAUGGAGGCGAGGAAGUGAGUAUGAGCGUAGAAUGGAAUGGGGAUGGCACUGGAUCUUUAAAACGCAGUGGUUCCUUUAGCAAGCUCCGUGCUUCAAUUAGACGCAGCAGUGAGAAGCUGGUUAGAAAGCUGAAGGGAGGAAGUUCACGAGACAGUGAACCAAAGAACCCUGGCAUGAAGCGUGCCAGUUCUCUGAAUGUUCUUAACAUGGGUGGCAAGGCUACUGAAGAUCACUUUCAAGAACGAAAUAAUUGUCUGACAGACUCAAGGGCUCUGAGUGCCAGUCACACUGAUUUGGCACAUUGAAGUUCUUGGAGAGAAACUAGCUAAAAUUCCUUUGUGAAUAAAGAAGCACUGAGACUCUCAAAGCUUUGGUUCCUUAUCACUCUCUAUAGGAACAUCUAAUUUGUAGACUCUUUUGCAAUGGACUGCUGUUUUUACUUUUCUAAAAUAGUAGUGACAUUUUUAAACAUAGUAUUAGUGGAUAUUUUCUUCUGAAGAGAAACUAUAUAGAUAUAUAUUGCUCAUUGCACUGCUGUCAUUCAUGCUACUUAUGUUGAUUUCUGUUAAGAGAUCUGAAUAUCACAGCAGCUGAAAACUGAAAAAAUAGAAAUACCUAUAAAACAUACCAAAAUGCUAAGGA
This is a messenger RNA of Malaclemys terrapin pileata, 2512 nucleotides long. RefSeq names its product kinesin light chain 1 (gene KLC1). The transcript is spliced from 16 exons. Gene Ontology annotation, biological process: axo-dendritic transport. Gene Ontology annotation, cellular component: kinesin complex; cytoplasm; membrane-bounded organelle. Bases 262 to 2175 code for a protein of 637 amino acids. Gene Ontology annotation, molecular function: kinesin binding. The record is from RefSeq and is a predicted model, not a curated record. Lineage: Eukaryota; Metazoa; Chordata; Testudines; Emydidae.